This is a messenger RNA of Orcinus orca (killer whale), 9391 nucleotides long. It is a transcript of the gene AMBRA1, whose product is annotated as autophagy and beclin 1 regulator 1. The transcript is spliced from 18 exons. Bases 4413 to 8300 code for a protein of 1295 amino acids. Lineage: Eukaryota; Metazoa; Chordata; Mammalia; Artiodactyla; Delphinidae. Gene Ontology annotation, cellular component: intracellular membrane-bounded organelle. The record is from RefSeq and is a predicted model, not a curated record. Gene Ontology annotation, molecular function: protein binding. Gene Ontology annotation, biological process: autophagy.
CCACAGACUACUGUUUUACUUGUUACAAGAGGCAUGUGUUGCCUUCAUUUCUGAUUAAACUUUUUGUUUACAGGUUAUUGUAGGUUUACGUGCAGUUGUAAGAAAUAAUAGUGAGAUAGAUCCUGUGUGUCCUUUACCCAGUUUCCCCCAAUGGUAACAUCUUACAGAACCAUAGAAUACUGUCACAACCUGGGUAUUGCCAUUGGCACAGUCAAGAUACAGAACAUUUCCAUCCCACAGGAUCUCUCCUGAUGCCAUUUUAUAGCCACUGCUGCUCCCCCCCGUACCAAAUCAUAAUGAUCUGUUAGUGCAGUGGAUAAAGUUGCAAUAAAGUUUUUGUGCAGAUGAUCAAGGGAAGAUACCCCCUGGGGAAGAUGGCCCAUCUCCCACUCCCCCGGCCCUAUCUGUCCCUGGCAACCUGUUAUUUCAAGAAUGUUAUGUGGGACUUCCCUGGUGGUGCAGCAGUUAAGAAUCUGCCGGCCAUUGCAGGGGACAUGGGUUCGAUCCCUUGUCCGGGAAGAUCCCACAUGCUGCGGAGCAGCUAAGCCCAUGCGCCACAAUGACUGAGCCUGCGCUCUAGAGCCCGGGAGCCACAACUACUGAGCCACGUGCCACAACUACUGAAGCCCACGUGCCUAGAGCCCGUGCUCUGCAACAAGAGAAGCCACCACAGUGAGAAGCCCACGCACUGCAAUAGAGUAGUCCCCGCUCGCUGCAACAAGAGAAAGCCCACAUGCAGCAGCGAAGACCCAACGCAGCCAAAAAUAAAAUUAAUUUUUUUAAAAAAGAAUGUUAUGUGAAUAAAAUCAUAUAGUGUGUAACUUUUUUUUUUCUCUUAAUUAAAGAAAAUUUUUUUUUGCCUGCGCUGCUGGUUAUGCGAUCUUAGUUCCCCGACCAAGGAUUGAACCCAGCCCAGGCAGUGAAAGUGCUGAGUGCUAAACACUGGACCGCCAGGGAAUUCCCAGCAUGUAACCUUUUGGAUUGGCCUUUUUCAAUCAAUGUAAUUCCCUGUAGAGUCAUCUAAAUUGCAUGAAUCAAUAGUGCUCCUUUCUUUUCUUUCUUAAUAUUUAUGUACUUAUUUAUUUAUUUGGCUGUGUCGGUCUUUAGUUGCAGCAUGCAGGAUCUAGUUCCCUGACCAGGGAUGGAACCUGGGCCCCCUGCAUUGAGAGUGCAGAGUCUUAACCGCUGGAACACCAGAGAGGUCCCAGUGCCCCUUUCUUUUUAAUUGCUGAGUAGUAUUCCAUGGUUUGGAUAUACUUCAGUUUGUUUAAUCACUUGCCCAUUGAAGAACAUCUGAGUUUUUUCCCAGUUCUUGACUAUUACUGAUAGAGAUGCUGUGGACAUUUGUGUACCUUUUUUUGUGCAAACAUGCGUUCUCUGGGAUAAAUGAUGUAUGGUAUAUGUUGCUUUUUUCUUUUGGCUAUGCUGUGCCACAUGUGGGAUCUUGCUUCCCCAAUCAGGGAUUGAGCCCGUGCCCCCUGCAUUCGGAGCUUGGAGUCUUAACCACUGGACCGCCAGGGAAAUUCCUGUACUGCUCCCCCCACCCCACUUUAUUGAUUGAUUGAUUGAUUGAUUGGCUGUAUUGGGUCUUAGUUGCGGCACGCGGGACCUUCGUUAAGACAUGUGGGAUCUUUUUGGUCAUUGCGGCGCAUGGGCUCUUCGUUGCAGCAUGAGAGCUUCUCUCUAGUUGUGGAGUGCGGGUUUUCUCUCUCUAGUUGUAGCACAUGGGCUCUGUAGUUGUGGCGUGCAGGCACCAGAGCGCGUGGGCUCUGUAGUUUGCAGCACGUGGGCUAUCUCAUUGAGGUGUGCGAGCUCAGUAGUUUGGCGCGAGGGCUUAGUUGCCCUGCAGCCUGUGGGAUCUUAGUUCCCCGACUGACUGGAGAUUGAACCCGCGUCCCCUGCGUUGCAGGACGAAUUCUUUACCACUGAACCACCAGGGAAGUCCCUGUAUUGCUUUUUUAAAUUAAAAAAAAAAAAAAAGGAAAAAAAUUAGAGGUAAAACAACUUAUAUGAUUGCCUUUCAAAGUACAUAUUCAAACCCUACAUUCUUGGUGUACAUAACUUAUUUAUGUUGAUUUCUGGUGUUUUGCUCUAGCAACAAGGCAAUAAUAAUAACGCUGUAGUUUUCCUUGUUUCUUUCAACUGAUGAUCUGUGUAUUUAUUACAAAUAAUAAUUAACACUCACAACCUACCUGGAGGCAAGUAAUGGUUAGUGCUGGUGUGGUUAACUCCUUUAUAGAUAGGGAGGUUGAGGCAUGGGUAUUGUGGAAUUUGCCUAAGGUUACAGCACUGUGUUCUGACUCAGAUUCAUUCAGAUUUAUUCCUUCUCUUUCUGUCUCCUGAAUUAACUCUUUGUAAUUUUGACCUAGGUGUGAGGACACGAAAAGGAUUUUUUUCUGUAUCUGAGGUUUAGUGCUUGUUCUGUAGAAACAAUAUAGAGUAGUGGUUAGAGUAUGCACUUUGGCAUCUGAUUUUUUCUUUUUUCUUAAGUCUUUAUUGAAUUUGUUACAAUAUUGCUUCUGUUUUAUGUUUUGGUUUUUUGGCCCUGAGGCAUGUGGGAUCUUAACUCCCUGACCAGGGAUCGAACCCACUCCCCCUGCAUUGGAGGUCAAGUCUUAACCACUAGACUGCCAGGGAAGUCCCAUCUGAUUUGAUUUUGAAUCUCUCCUCCACAUGGACAAAUCAUUUAACCUCUCUAAGCCUCAGUUUUGUGAUUUGUAAAUGGGGAUAAUGAUAGUACUUAUCUUCAUAGUGUUGCUGUGAGAAGUAAAUGAGAUGUGUGGAAAAGUGCUUAGCACUGUCAGGUGUGUAGCACAUAUUCAGUGAAUGUUCGAUAAAAGUAUUGCUUUAAAUAUAUGUGUUAUACUCUGCCACUGGGCUUGUCUUUAUCAGUUGGUGGAUGAUUGGAUAAAUAUUGGGAUCUUACUGCCAUGUACUUGUAAGGCUUUAAGAUUGCUGUAACUUUUGAGAUAAGAAUACUUUCUUUUAAUGCUAUUUCAAAUUUAGUCUUAUAUAUACUUAUUUAAAAAUAGGAAGUGAUAGGGCUUCCCUGGUGGCGCAGUGGUUGGGGGUCCGCCUGCCGAUGCAGGGGACCCGGGUUCGUGCCCCGGUCUGGGAGGAUCCCGUGUGCCGCGGAGCGGCUGGGCCCGUGAGCCAUGGCUGCUGGGCCUGCGCGUCCGGAGCCUGUGCUCCACGGCGGGAGAGGCCGCAGCGGUGAGAGGCCCGCAUACUGCAAAAAAAAAAAAAAAAAAAUAGGAAGUGAUGUUGGAUUAUAUUUAUUAUAGUAUUAGUUUGUAUGAAAAUAUUUUAAAGUUUCUCCUGAGUUAUUCAUAUUUUCUCAGGCUCAUAGUAAUAGAAAACUAGAAAGUGAUUCUGAACUGUUGAUUUCCUUCCUUUAAUCUGUCCCCCCCAAAAACAUUACUUUUCAUAUUUUUUUCCUAACAGUUAUCAGUACUUGAAAGUGUCAUCAUUUUUAAAAUUACAUAAAUAAUCACAUAAGCUCCUUGAGGGCAGGUAUUUCUCAUUUGCUGUAGUAUCCUCAGUGCCUAGAAUAGUGCUGAGUACAUAGAUACUCAGUAAACACUUGCUGGCUGUCUGUUAUUGCUUUUGCAUCUUUCCAGUCCCCCUUAAGUGUUUUUUAUUUGGGAAGUAGGGAAAAUACCAUCCAACUUCUAGUCAGAGCUUAAAAUGAGUAGGUUCUUAAAAUCCAGUGCCUUAUUUUGAUUGGCUGAGAAAUGUGAUUGGCAAGGUAGAAGGGCAUCUGGACCUUUUAGCAUAAGAGCUCUGCAUUUAAUAAUUUGACUUCUCCUUUUCCUGAAGCCUUGAGGGAAAUUUUUCCUUUCCCUAUUCUGGUCAGCCAAGAACCUGACCUGGGCUGACUCUAACAUUGGAGAACACUGAACACAGUAUCUGCUGAGCCAAGGACUGAGAGUCAAGCUCUGAUACUAUCUGAAGGAAAAGCCUGAAUUCAAAUCCUGCUUUGCCUACUGACUCAUCUUGCAAACCUAGAUGAAUUUCUUAACCUCUUCCAGGUUUAAAUGUUCUUAUUUGUCUGGUGAGUAAUCUUACCUGUCUGGGCUUGUGAGGAUACCUGGCUUAAUGUUCUCAAAGCUUUUUACAGUACUGUUGCUGUGGCUCCAGGAGUUUCCAGGAACUACUGGGGGCAGUGUGGUACUCCAGGGAGGAGAGCUGGACUCUUUUUCCCAAAGACUACGCAGAAAACAGAAAGAUGUGAUCCUUCGUGAUUUGAAAUCGGCUCUACUUCAGCCUCCUAAUGUUGUUGGUGGAUGAAAGAUUUCCAUGAAGGCAACUUACAAGGACCUGAAUGGCCUCAUUUUAGCUGCUUCAGCGUGUAGAGCUAUUGCUCGCUCCUUCUUUUCCCGGGCCUGGUGUGACAGUGGCUACUGAGGACCAUGAAGGUUGUUCCAGAGAAGAAUGCUGUCCGGAUACUCUGGGGGCGAGAACGGGGCACUCGGACCUUUGGAGCUCAGCGACUUCUGCAGGAGCUGGUGGAAGAUAAAACCCGGUGGAUGAAAUGGGAGGGCAAGAGAGUAGAACUGCCGGAUAGUCCACGCUCUACCUUUUUAUUGGCCUUCAGCCCAGACAGGACUCUCUUGGCCUCCACCCAUGUAAACCAUAAUAUCUAUAUCACGGAGGUGAAGACAGGCAAGUGUGUUCACUCUCUGAUUGGACACCGCCGCACUCCAUGGUGUGUCACUUUUCAUCCCACCAUCUCAGGCCUUAUUGCUUCUGGCUGCCUAGAUGGGGAGGUUAGAAUUUGGGAUUUACACGGUGGCAGUGAAAGCUGGUUCACAGAUAGCAACAAUGCCAUUGCCUCCCUGGCUUUCCACCCUACGGCUCAGCUCCUGCUGAUUGCUACUGCCAAUGAGAUCCACUUCUGGGAUUGGAGUCGACGGGAGCCCUUUGCCGUGGUGAAGACAGCUAGUGAGAUGGAACGGGUCCGUCUGGUGAGAUUUGAUCCUCUUGGACACUACUUACUCACAGCAAUUGUUAACCCCUCUAAUCAGCAGGGUGAUGACGAACCAGAGAUCCCCAUAGACGGAACAGAAUUAUCGCAUUACCGUCAGCGUGCCCUCCUGCAGUCACAGCCAGUGCGCCGGACGCCUCUCCUCCACAAUUUCCUGCACAUGCUGUCCUCCCGCUCCUCUGGCAUCCAGGUGGGAGAGCAAAGCACAGUGCAAGAUUCUGCCACCCCCUCACCCCCACCGCCUCCCCCUCAGCCCUCCACGGAGCGUCCCAGGACUUCCGCUUACAUCCGGCUCCGACAGCGGGUCAGUUACCCCACAGCCGAGUGCUGCCAGCACCUUGGGAUCCUGUGCCUUUGCAGCCGCUGCUCUGGCACUCGAGUUCCUUCCCUCUUGCCACACCAGGACAGUGUACCCCCUGCUCCUGCCAGGGCUACUACCCCUUCCUUUUCUUUUGUACAGACCGAGCCCUUCCAUCCCCCGGAGCAGGCCUCAUCAGCGCAGCAGGACCAGGGCCUCCUGAACCGGCCGUCUGCCUUCAGUACAGUCCAGAGCAGCACUGCCGGCAACACGCUCCGCAACCUCAGUCUGGGUCCCACCCGUCGCUCUUUGGGAGGCCCUCUGUCUAGCCACCCUUCUAGGUAUCACCGAGAAAUCGCUCCCGGGCUGACAGGAUCUGAGUGGACCCGGACAGUGCUCAGUCUGAACUCCCGCUCUGAGGCGGAAUCCAUGCCCCCGCCCAGGACCAGUGCCUCUUCGGUGAGUUUGCUGUCUGUGCUGAGACAGCAGGAAGGUGGCUCUCAAGCAUCUGUGUACACUUCAGCCACAGAAGGGAGGGGUUUUCCAGCUUCAGGGUUGGCAGCUGAGUCAGAUGGAGGGAAUGGCUCCAGCCAAAACAACUCGGGCAGCAUUCGCCAUGAGCUUCAAUGUGACCUGAGACGCUUCUUUUUGGAGUAUGACCGGCUUCAGGAGCUGGACCAGAGCCUGAGUGGGGAAGCGCCCCAGGCCCAACAGGCCCAGGAAAUGCUCAACAAUAACAUUGAAUCUGAGAGGCCAGGCCCCUCCCACCAGCCCACCCCACACAGCAGCGAGAACAACUCCAACCUGUCCCGUGGCCACCUGAACCGCUGCCGCGCUUGCCACAAUCUCCUGACCUUCAACAACGAUACCCUGCGCUGGGAAAGAAGUGCACCUAACUACUCCUCUGGUGAAGCCAGCUCCUCCUGGCAGGUCCCCAGUACCUUUGAGGGCAUGCCCUCGAGUGGCAGCCAGUUGCCACCUCUCGAGCGGACUGAGGGCCAAACGCCGAGCUCCAGCAGGCUGGAGUUGAGCAGCUCUGCUAGCCCACAGGAGGAGAGGACUGUGGGGGUGGCCUUCAACCAGGAGACAGGCCACUGGGAACGAAUUUACACCCAGUCCAGCAGAUCUGGAACUGUGUCGCAGGAGGCCUUACAUCAGGAUAUGGCUGAGGAAAGCUCCGAGGAAGAUUCACUCAGGAGGAGGCUGCUGGAGUCUUCCCUCAUUUCAUUAUCCCGUUAUGAUGGAGCAGGAUCCAGAGAGCACCCAAUUUACCCAGACCCAGCGAGAUUAUCUCCUGCUGCUUACUAUGCCCAGAGGAUGAUCCAGUAUCUCUCACGGAGAGACAGUAUCCGCCAGCGUUCUAUGCGCUACCAACAGAACCGCCUCCGUUCUUCCACCUCCUCCUCUUCCUCAGACAACCAGGGUCCAUCAGUAGAGGGAACCGACUUGGAAUUUGAGGACUUUGAGGACAAUGGUGACAGAUCCAGGCACCGAGCUCCACGAAAUGCCCGGAUGUCUGCACCUUCACUUGGACGCUUUGUCCCAAGGCGUUUCUUGCUGCCUGAGUACUUGCCUUAUGCUGGGAUUUUUCAUGAACGUGGACAGCCUGGCUUGGCUACUCACUCUUCUGUUAACAGGGUCCUGGCAGGGGCAGUGAUUGGUGAUGGACAGUCUGCCGUGGCCAGUAACAUUGCCAAUACUACCUACCGGCUCCAGUGGUGGGACUUCACUAAGUUUGACCUCCCAGAAAUCAGUAAUGCCUCCAUGAAUGUGCUGGUGCAGAACUGCAAGAUCUACAAUGAUGCCAGCUGUGACAUUUCUGCAGAUGGCCAGCUUCUGGCGGCUUUCAUCCCUAGCAGCCAAAGGGGCUUUCCUGAUGAAGGCAUCCUGGCAGUGUACUCUCUGGCCCCCCAUAACCUGGGCGAAAUGCUCUACACCAAGCGAUUUGGUCCCAAUGCCAUUUCAGUGAGCCUGUCCCCGAUGGGUCGAUAUGUAAUGGUGGGCUUGGCCUCACGAAGGAUCCUGCUGCACCCCUCCACGGAGCACAUGGUGGCCCAGGUCUUCAGGCUGCAACAGGCCCAUGGUGGCGAGACCUCCAUGAGGAGAGUUUUCAACGUCCUUUAUCCCAUGCCUGCUGACCAGCGGAGACAUGUCAGCAUCAAUUCUGCCCGGUGGCUGCCCGAGCCAGGGCUCGGCCUGGCCUAUGGUACCAACAAAGGAGACCUGGUGAUCUGCCGACCAGAGGCCUUAAACUCUGGUGUUGAGUACUACUGGGACCAGCUGAAUGAGACUGUCUUCACUGUUCACUCCAGCAGCCGAAGCAGCGAGAGGCCUGGCACCAGCAGAGCCACAUGGAGGACAGACAGAGACAUGGGCCUGAUGAAUGCAAUUGGGCUGCAGCCCCGGAACCCCACCACCUCAGUGACAUCUCAGGGCACCCAGACUCUGGCCCUUCAGCUGCAGAAUGCCGAAACACAGACAGAGAGGGAGAUCCAGGAGCCGGGGACAGCAGCUUCAGGUCCUGGUGAAGGUGAGGGCUCGGAGUACGGUGCCAGCGGGGAAGACGCUCUCAGCAGGAUCCAGCGGCUGAUGGCGGAAGGGGGCAUGACAGCCGUGGUGCAGCGGGAGCAGAGCACCACCAUGGCCUCCAUGGGUGGUUUUGGCAACAACAUCAUCGUCAGCCACCGUAUUCACCGCAGCUCCCAGACGGGCACCGAGCCUGGGGUCGCGCGCGCCCCCUCGCCCCAGCCCUCCACCUCUCGGGGACUGCUCCCAGAAGCUGGGCAGCUGGCAGAGCGAGGCCUGAGCCCCCGGACAGCCUCCUGGGACCGGCCUGGUACCCCUGCACGGGACCCACCCCAGGCAGCCCUGCCCACCUCCUCCCCCGUCCCCCUUCCCAGCACUGAGGGACCAGCCCUGCACUGCGACCUCACCAAUAACAACCACCUUCCCGCUGGUGGGGGCAGCAGCCUGGGGGAGGCUGCGGGCCCCAGUGGGGAGCCACGGAACAGGUAGAGACGUGUGUGCACUGGUGCCUCCCCUCGAACCGCUGAGCAGAAACCGGACCUCACAGCUGACUGGGAACUGUAUGCGCAGAAGAGCCGCGGGCUGCGGAAACAGGAAACAGGAGCAAGAGGGUGGGGGGUUGAGAGGGAGUCCGAGUCAGCCAGCGUGAGGCAGUCAAAGGGGCAAGGCUUGCCUCCAGGGACUAGAACCUUCUAGGAUCUGGAGCCCAGGGGAGCCACAGGCUGCUGCGCUCAGUGUGAAUGGAGGUGGAAAUGGGUAUCCCUGCCAUGAACCCCCCUUUCUCCUGGAAACAAGGCUCAAGGGACUCAGCCCUGGGCAGAGAGCCCUCAGAAGGGUGAAUAGUCUUCCAGAUCUGGGCCAAACCAUCCUGGACGGUGGCCAGUGGGCCAGCUUCUCCCUGUUCACCUGUUGUGCAGGCAGAGCCACUAGGAGCCCUAGUGCAGGAGGAGCGGCCUGGCUCCCAGAAAUCAGCUCCAUUUCUGAGCCUUCCAGAGCUUCAAGCUUCUCUUGAUCAUCUUACCCCACAGAGACCACAGUCAGGGGUCAGGCCAGGCCUCCAGAUUCCUGAGGACAGGGACUUCCUGCACUUACUGUUGGGGAACAACCAUGGAGUGAAUGGGGCAGCCUGCUUGCCUGAGACAGGAUGGGGUCAAGGGAUGGUGGGCAGGUCCUCGCUCAGGAGUGGGGGGUGUAGGCUGGCCAGCCCCCAGCGCUUGUCCACCAAGCUCCUCCUUCCCCACCCCCCCCCAAGGCCCUCAGAGCAGCACCUGUGGGUGUCAGUAUUAGCUGAGCCUAGGCCAAAGCCAGCCCAAGGCUGGGGGAGGGGAUGAGACUCCAGGUCAGAAUGUGAGGUCUUGGUCUGUGAUUUAAGGUGUUGCAUGUGGAAUCUUGAACUGUACAUGUAGUUUCUAGUGGAGAAAUCGAGGCUCUGAUUAUUUUGUUUUUAGUAUGAAAAUGUGAUUUCUUUUCUGUUCGUAACUCAUCAUAGAAACAUUGUGGUGGGAGGAGAGGGGAUAGUCUGACUGCUAAUGAGGGAAACACCAAAGAUCUACAUCAUUAAAAUGAUGACAUGCCCCUCA